AUCAUGGCUAUGGUCUGACAUAACGUGACAUGAUCUGUUGAUAAUACGGCACACUGAUGCCGUUUUGAUGCACAUCGUCGACGUCCCUACAUCUACGAAGUCCCAACUAAACACGACAGUUGUAAUCUUUUCACAUCAUUAGACUCACGUCGCACGUGUGUUGAACCUCAAUUUUUUUUUAUUUGUGCGAUAUUUUUAACAUCAAACUGCGCAAUAUCAUACUACAGCUCAUAUUUAGUACAUUUCCUCUUCCGAAACUUUUUUCCCACCAUUUUAUUCCCCCGACAACAAUUUUUUUUCAAAUUUAUUUCUUGUUUCAUUUUCCUUGCAAGUUAUAAAGUUCUGUUCCAAAAAAGUCGACCUGUGAUGAUUAUUGAUACCUCACAUCGAAAGGAAGUUUGAUCCUUAGAAUCUGACAAUCAGCCGAGCUUCAAAAUGGACGAUAAUCAGGAAUCACUACUACAGAAAAUCACGGACCUCCACGAUCAGAUCUCCAACCUGGAGAGCCUAGAACCCUCCGAAGACACCAAUCAUCUUUUCACGCAACUCGUCCUCACCUGUUUAUCACCGAUCACCAUCGACAUCCGGAACCUUCCCCGGAAAAUCCAGGAAACGCGAUCCAACCUCAUCAGACUCUGCUCGGAGGCAGAGAGCCUCCUGGAGUCCCACUACGCCAAAAUCAUCUCCUCUUUCGACAACCCCAUCGACAAUCUCCACGUCUUCCCUUACUACUCGAAUUACCUGAAGCUCUGCCACCAGGAGUUCACCAUCCUCAAACGGCACCAAACCCACGCACCAAAAAAGGUUGCAUUCGUUGGUUCCGGCCCACUACCCCUCACUUCGAUUUUAUUAGCCACCAAGUAUCUCACCAACACAGUUUUCCACAACUUCGAUCUCAGUUCGAUAGCCAACCUGGAAGCAGUUCGAUUGGUGACGUCACAUCUUGACCUAUCCCAAAGGAUGGUCUUCCACUCUGCGGAUAUCCUAGACGUCACGAACGAUUUAAAGGACUUUGAUGUGGUGAUUUUGGCUGCAUUGGUGGGUAUGAAUAGGGAGGAAAAAAUUAAGAUCAUCGAGCAUUUGGCAAAGUACAUGGCGCCAAAUUCUAUCCUAAUGUUGAGGAGUGCAAAUGGAGCAAGGGCGUUCCUCUAUCCUAUCGUCGAGCCUUGCGAUUUGCGGGGGUUCGAGACUUUGUCUGUGUUUCACCCCACCGAUGACGUCAUCAAUUCGGUUGUCAUCGCACGUAAGUACUCGACGAGGCCGAGUCAAAAAGGUUUCGGUCCUCUCUUGAUGCCGUGCAAGUUUUCCGGCGAGAUCAAGGCCUGUGAUUUGCUUAAGCGUAAGGGGAUUGUUGGGCAGAUAUCCAGUAGCGAUUCUUGAAUGUAGGUAAUGUACUGGUAAGUACUGUUGAAUGUAGGUAAUGUAACUAAAACGAUCAAUUUUUGGUGAGGCAUUCGUCUAGAAUCGAUAUAUUCGAUCGAUUUAAAUGGAUGGAAAACAGUGCUCCCAACUCGCAAAAUCGCCACACUGGAAAAAAAAAA
Messenger RNA from Bemisia tabaci, 1541 nucleotides. RefSeq lists its product as uncharacterized. The record is from RefSeq and is a predicted model, not a curated record. Lineage: Eukaryota; Metazoa; Arthropoda; Insecta; Hemiptera; Aleyrodidae. Gene Ontology annotation, molecular function: nicotianamine synthase activity. Gene Ontology annotation, biological process: nicotianamine biosynthetic process.